This is a messenger RNA of Pygocentrus nattereri (red-bellied piranha), 3265 nucleotides long. It is a transcript of the gene gfpt2, whose product is annotated as glutamine-fructose-6-phosphate transaminase 2. Gene Ontology annotation, biological process: UDP-N-acetylglucosamine metabolic process; fructose 6-phosphate metabolic process; carbohydrate derivative biosynthetic process. The transcript has 19 exons. The record is from RefSeq and is a predicted model, not a curated record. Gene Ontology annotation, molecular function: L-glutamine:D-fructose-6-phosphate transaminase (isomerizing) activity; carbohydrate derivative binding. Lineage: Eukaryota; Metazoa; Chordata; Actinopteri; Characiformes; Serrasalmidae. The coding region runs from base 134 to 2179 and encodes 681 amino acids.
GUGAGUGCGGGGAUGUGCGUGCGUGUGUAAGAGCACAGUUCUCUCCUCAAGUCACUGGACCUCACUGCUUCCACUGCAGCGGUUUAUUCCCCCGCUUCAAGACACGUUCACCUGAAACAAAGACAUCACAACGAUGUGUGGGAUUUUCGCCUACCUGAACUAUAGAGUGCCACAAACAAGGAAGGACAUCUUUACAACGCUGGUGAAAGGACUACAGAGGCUGGAGUACAGAGGGUAUGACUCUGCAGGUGUUGCAGUGGAUGGCUGUGGGAAAGAUGACAAAAACAGCAUCUGCCUCUUCAAGAAGAAGGGCAAAGUAAAGGCACUUGACGAGGAGCUCUACAAGAAUGACUCACUUGAUUUGGACAUGGAACUGGACACACACUUUGGCAUUGCACAUACUCGCUGGGCCACACAUGGAGAGCCCAGUGCUGUCAAUAGUCACCCGCAUCGCUCUGAUAAGAACAAUGAAUUUGUGGUGAUCCACAAUGGCAUUAUCACUAACUACAAAGAACUGAAGAAGUACCUGGUUUCCAAAGGCUAUGAAUUUGAGUCAGAGACAGACACAGAGGUCAUCCCCAAGCUGAUCAAGUAUCUUUAUGACAAUCGCGAGAGCAAUUGUGUGUCCUUCUCCACCCUGGUGGAGCGCGUCAUCCAGCAGCUGGAGGGAGCUUUUGCCCUUGUGUUCAAAAGCAUUCACUUCCCAGGAGAGGCCGUCGUCACCAGGAGAGGAAGUCCUCUAUUAAUCGGAGUGCGAUGCCAGUACAAGCUCUCCACUGAUCAGAUCCCCAUUCAGUACAACAGCGGAGAUGCUAGGAGAGACAUUCAGAAUAAAAACUACAUUAACAGGGUGGACAGCAGCAACGCCUUACACUCUGUACACGACAGGAUGGCUGUGGAGUUCUACUUCGCUUCUGAUGCCAGUGCCAUCAUUGAGCACACCAAUAAGGUGAUCUAUCUGGAGGAUGAUGACAUAGCGGCAGUGGCAGAGGGGAAGCUGUCUCUGCACCGCAUGAACCGCAGUGCUGGAGAAGAUCCUGUCCGAGUCAUCCAGACCCUGCAGAUGGAACUCCAGCAGAUCAUGAAAGGUAACUUCAAAGCUUUCAUGCAGAAGGAGAUCUUCGAGCAGCCUGAAUCUGUCUUCAACACCAUGAGGGGCCGCAUCUGUUUCGACACCAGCACAGUGGUGCUUGGAGGUUUAAAGGAUCAUCUGAAGGAGAUCAAAAGGUGCCGCCGCCUCAUUAUAAUCGGCUGUGGAACCAGCUUUCACGCAGGAGUUGCAACAAGGCAGAUUCUGGAAGAGCUGACUGAACUACCUGUCAUGGUGGAGCUGGCCAGUGACUUCCUGGACCGCACCACACCUGUCUACAGAGACGACGUCUGCUUCUUCAUCAGCCAGUCAGGUGAGACAGCUGACACACUGAUGGCUCUACGCUACUGUAAGGAGCGAGGAGCUCUCACUGUAGGUGUUACCAAUACAGUGGGCAGCUCCAUCUCUAGAGAGACAGACUGUGGAGUUCACAUCAACGCUGGACCCGAGAUUGGAGUGGCCAGCACCAAGGCCUACACCAGUCAGUUUGUGUCUCUGAUCAUGUUUGGUCUAAUGAUGAGUGAGGACAGACUCUCGCUGCAGAAGAGGAGGCAGGAGAUCAUCAACGGCCUCCGCAAACUGCCAGAGCUGAUCAGAGAAGUUCUUGCACUGGACCAGAAGAUCAAGAGCAUAGCAGAUGAGCUUUACCAACAGAGGUCUCUGUUAGUCAUGGGCCGAGGCUACCACUAUGCCACGUGCCUCGAGGGGGCACUGAAAAUUAAGGAGAUCACAUACAUGCACUCAGAGGGCAUUCUGGCUGGAGAACUGAAGCAUGGCCCCCUGGCUCUGAUUGACUACCACAUGCCUGUCAUCAUGGUGAUCAUGAGAGAUGCCUGCUAUAUUAAGUGCCACAACGCCCUACAGCAGAUCACAGCCAGACAGGGGCGGCCCAUCAUCCUGUGCUGCCAGGACGACUCAGAGAUCAGUAAGAUGGCGUAUAAGACCAUUGAGCUCCCUCAUACGGUGGACUGCCUGCAGGGCAUCCUCUGCGUCAUCCCGCUGCAGCUCAUGUCGUUCCACCUGGCUGUGCUCAGAGGAUAUGAUGUGGACUGCCCAAGGAACCUGGCCAAAUCUGUGACCGUGGAGUAACCCAUCCUGAGAACCCAAAUCUAUGAGUGUAGACUUGGAGAAUACCUACCAUCAUAGUGCAAUUAUGAGUGUGUGUGUUUACAUGCGACUGAGUGUGCAUGUGCAAGCGUGUACAUAUUUAUGAAUUAUGACCAAAACCCUGAAGACCAGUCUUCCCCUCAACUGAACCAGUGUGAGGGUGCUCCAUGAAGUGCAUUGAUUUGAUCUCCACAAGUGCCUAAAAUCUCUACUGCUAUUGAUAGAAACACUAAACUGUGCCUUAAAACCUCUGUCCUCUGCACUCACCUGAGCCAGAGGAGCACAGAGAGGUUGAAUGUUUACUUCUUUCAAACCAAUGUGCAAUACUUUAAAGGUUAUGGGAACCAAAGACCGUUAAGGGUUUGAGUAGAUGAAGGAUUGCUAAUUGAAUGUCUUUUGCCUUCUCCAUUGAGAGCUGUGGAGGUACUGACGUACAUCAGCCAAAUCAUAUUUCACUGUGAGUGACAUCUGGAUUCAAGUGAAGGGAGUUUAUUAUUAAUUACAGCACAAGGAAACACUGUAAAUACUCCCAAAGGCACCUCAUUUUUAAUGUUAUGUAGCCUAAUACUGAACAUUUGCAGACAUUCAGAUGACAGUUUUGCUUGUAUCUGUUUUUUUUAUUAUUUCACUUUAAAUAUUUUCUGGGCUUCACUGGAAAAUCUGAAAAAGUAGUGCUGUUAGGAUAUAACAUCAAAUUCAUAUCCGCCUGAGGCGUUCUGAGGUACAAUCCAUUAUAUUAUUCAAUUUACAUUCCAAUUUUUUACCAUGAAAUAUUUACAUGAUUUGUCUCAAUCUAUUUAUGUUGUGUAGAAAUUAGAUAACUUAUUUUCUACUGGCGGGGAGUAAAUAGGUUUUUAGUUGCUCCUGAUAAGUCCUAUGUAAUUGUCUCCAUUGUCUGUAUUCAUGUUGUUAAUGUCCUUUUUAAAAUCAAUUUUAUUAUAUAUUUUUUAAAGUUUUAUGGGAUGAUGGUUAAGGGGUAUGUAUAUAAAAAACAAGUUAUAUGGAAUAUUUACUGUUUACUAUUGGACUGUGAUCACUUGUAAUAAAAAAUAAUAAAGCAUGAAGUAU